Endocarpon pusillum Z07020 is the source of this 1689-nucleotide messenger RNA. RefSeq lists its product as uncharacterized. Gene Ontology annotation, cellular component: membrane. NCBI's taxonomy places the organism in Eukaryota, Fungi, Ascomycota, Eurotiomycetes, Verrucariales, Verrucariaceae. The coding region runs from base 1 to 1689 and encodes 562 amino acids. Gene Ontology annotation, biological process: amino acid transmembrane transport. Gene Ontology annotation, molecular function: amino acid transmembrane transporter activity. The record is from RefSeq and is a predicted model, not a curated record. The transcript is spliced from 8 exons.
AUGCCCCCUCCAGCCAACGGCCAUGAGCUCCCGGGGGAGGUCGAGGAUGACCCCAACGGGUUGCGACAAGACCUCGACGAACGUCAUGUCAACAUGAUCGCAUUUUCGUCCGUCCUCGGCAUCGGUUUGUUUUUGCAAGCUGGCAGGGUCAUCUACUACGCUGGCCCCAGUCUCGCCCUUUUCGCCUACCUGCUGACCGGCACCGUGAUGUGGUCGGCGAUGGCCUGUCUGGGAGAAAUGACCGCACUGUUCCCUGUCAAGGGCGCCGUCUUCGAAUUCCCCGGCCGCUUCCUCGAUGAGGCUGUGGGGUAUGCGGUGGGAUGGAUGGCAUGGUAUUUCUAUGUCGUGGUCGUCGCUGCCGAAGUCACAGCCGUCUCACAACUCUUCAAAUUUCAAUUCGACCCCUCAUACCUGGCGCAGGUCGGAUACCCCGAGCAAACCUUGCAGUGGGGAGUCGGCCUUAAAACCAACCCAGCAGUCUGGGCCACCAUCCUACUCAUCAUCAUGGGCGUCGCCAACCUACUCCCAGUCCGGGCCUACGGCGAGAUCGAGUACGUCAUUGGGGUGUGCAAGAUGCUGUUCAUCUGCAUGCUGAUUAUCCUCAAUGUGGUCAUCAACACUGCCAGUUUCGGCACCAACGAACCCAGCCACUUCAAGUACUACGAGGAACCCUACUCCUUCCAAUCCCAGAACUUCACCCUGCAUGGCAACACCAUCACCGGCGGGCCAGGCCAUUUGGCUAGCAUGUGGACCGCCAUGACGACCACCAUGUUUGGCAUGGCGGGUUUCGACGCUAGCAUCAAACUGGCGACGCGAAAGAUCUCGCUGCGCAUCAUCUUGCUCUAUACCCUGGCCACCUUCACCGCCGGUCUCAACGUUCCCUACACCGACCCGAACCUGAAAUCGCUGGCCGCAUUCCUGAACGCCUUCUACGUCUUCUCCGCCACCUCUGCGGGCAUCAACGCGCUGUACCUGGCCUCGCGGCUCUUGCAUGCGCUCGCGUGCAUUCCCGAGGCGUGGCCACGCUGGAGCCUAACCAUGACGCUAAGAUCCAAGCUGCAGCGGACUAGUUAUGGCGUUCCGAAGGCGGCUGUCUUUGCCAGCUGGCUGUUUGGCUUGCUCGGCUUUUUGGCGGUGAAGCCUACUUCUGCGGAGAUCUUAGGCCGCAUCGCUAUCAACUCAGUGGUUUCCAACCUGAUCGUCUAUUGCUUGAUCUGCGCAUCCUAUCUUCGCUUCUAUAAAUGUAUCAAUCGUGCCGCCAGAGGUGUUGAUCCAGAAGUGGAUCAGAAUGUCGAGGCGUACAACCGCGAAAACGACAGCAUGUAUCCUUACAAAUCGCACCUCCAAUAUCUCCGGGCGUGGUAUGGGCUCUGCGGCACGUUCUUGUUCGCCCUUUUCAACGGAUGGCGCUCCGUUGUUUCGCCCAUGAGCAUUAGCAGCUUCCUUGCUUCCUACUUCAACAUCCCCGUGUUCCUCGUCCUCAUCCUCGCAUACCGUAUUAAGCUCGACAGUUGGGAUCCGCGACAGUGGAUCAUCCGGGCCAAUCAAGACCUGCGCAAUCCGGUCUCGGUGACGGAACAAGAUCCAAGACUCCGGCGCGGUAGGUUAAGACGCAGAGACAGGAAUGUCUACUGGAGCCGAGAGAAUGCCAGAGGCUUCUUGCAAUGGAUCUGGGUGUGGCUGCUGUGA